Messenger RNA from Mirounga angustirostris (Northern elephant seal), 1513 nucleotides. Its product is annotated as E3 ubiquitin-protein ligase RNF13-like. The record is from RefSeq and is a predicted model, not a curated record. NCBI's taxonomy places the organism in Eukaryota, Metazoa, Chordata, Mammalia, Carnivora, Phocidae. The transcript has 3 exons. The coding region runs from base 911 to 1513 and encodes 200 amino acids.
CUUUUCAUUCCUUGAAGAUAUUUUAAAUAGCUGAUUUAAAAUUUUUGUAGUGGGCUGAAUGGUGGCUUUGAUGAUAUAUUCAUGUCCUAAUCCUUGGAGCCUGCCUUACAUGGCAGAAGAGUAAUUUAUGGCAAAAUAUGUGAUUAAGUUAAGGAUCUUGAGAGGUGGCAGAUUAUCCUGGAUUACCUGGGUUGGCUCUAAAUGUAAUCACAUGCAUCCUUAUAAGAGAUAGGGAGAGGGAGUUUUGAGAUACACAAAAUAGGAGAAAGCGAUGUGAAGAUGGAGGCAGGGAUUGGAGUGAUAUAGCCUCAAGCCAAGGAGUGCUGGCAGUCAUCAGAAGGUGGAAGAGACAAGGAAAGGAAUCUUCCCUAGAGGCUCUGGAGGGAAUGUGGUGAUACCAGACCCUCAAUUUCAGGCUUCUGAGCUCCAGAACUAUAUGAGAACAAAUUUAUGUUGCUUAAACCCACCAAGUUCAUGAUUAUAUGGCAGCCAUAGGAGACUAAUCAAGUCUGUCCAGUGAGUCCAAUGGCUGGCCUUCCUCAGGGAUAGUUUCUGUAGGCUGCUUUUUUUCCCUGUUAAUGGCCAUAAAUUUUGUUUCUUUGCAUAUUUCAUAUCUUUGUUGUUGUUGUUGAAAAUUGCACAUUUAAUAUAAUAUUAUGUGGCAGGUCUGACUUUUGCUGAGUCCUGGGGAUGAUGCAUGUCAGCCCUGGAGUGCUGAUGUCAGCAUGGCUCCCAGCUGGGUGACUGGUUCUUACUUUCAGCCUUUGGGCUGCUUGCAUCUCUAACAAUGUGACCAGGACUCUGUCUAAGGCUUUGGUGGAUCUCGGUUCCAUCCAUCUGGAUCUCAGCUUGGACACCGUGCAAGGUUUCAUCCUUGCCCCAUCAGCCAGUCUGGUGAUUUUAUAUCGAGAUGUUGCUCUCCAUAGAGAUGCUCAUUCUGUCGGCCACACAAGUCUAUACCAUCUUGACUGUCCAGCUCUUUGCAUUCUUUUUUUUACCUAUGGUAGAAGCAGGCAUUUUAGCAUAUAAUUUUGAAAAUGCAUCUCAGACAUUUGAUGACCUCCCAGCAAGAUUUGGUAAUAGACUUCUAGCUGAAGGUUUAAAGGGUUUUUUGAUUAACUCGAAGCCAGAGAGUGCCUAUGAACCGCUAAUGCCUCCACCACUGAAAGACAAUUCAUCUGGCACUUUCAUUGUGUUAAUUAGAAGACUUGAUUGUAAUUUUGAUGUAAAGGUUUUAAAUUCACAGAGAACAGGUUACAAAGCAGCCAUAGCUCACAAUGUUGACUCUGAUGACCUCAUUAGCAUCGGAUCCAAUGACAUUGAUGUGCUAAAUAAAAUGGAUAUUCCAUCUGUCAUUAUUGGGGAAUUAUCAGCUAAUUCCCUGAAAGAUGAAUUCACAUAUGAAAAAAGGGGCCACAUUAUCUUAGUUCUAGAAUUUAGUCUUCCUCUGGAAUACUACCUAAUCCCCUUCUUUAUCAUAGUGGGCAUCUGUCUCAUCUUGUCAUUUUCAUGA